AUGGCCGCAACUUCAAACUACGACCUCAACUACGACCACGUCAUGAAGCUUGCUCUCGUCAGCGACAGCGGCGUGGGAAAGAGUUGCCUCCUCGUUGACGGCAAACGGGUCAAGCUCCGGAUAUGGGAUACCGCGGAUCAAGAGAGGUUCAGAUCCAUCACGAGCGCGUAUUACCGUGGAGUCGACGGAAUCCUACUAGUUUACGACGUUACGAGCGAAUCAUCUUUCAACAAUGUUCUGAACUGGAUCCGGACCAUCGAACAGAACGAGGGUUCCGACAAGGUUAAUAAGGUUUUGGUCGGGAAUAAAGCGGAUGUGGACGAAAGACAAAGGGCUGUCUCAACGGCUCAAGGCCAAGCCCUAGCGGAGGAGUACGGUAUCAAAUUCUUUAAGACGAGCGCGAAAACAAAUGUCAAUGUGGAACAAAUGUUCUUUUCGAUAGCUAGGGAUAUUAAGCGAAGGCUCCAUCCGGAACCCAACUCUAGGGUUGAGCGUUCAGUGUUCGAGGACCAACCAGUUGCUCCAAUAUCUGCGUGUUGCGGCUUUUGA
Messenger RNA from Oldenlandia corymbosa var. corymbosa, 549 nucleotides. NCBI's taxonomy places the organism in Eukaryota, Viridiplantae, Streptophyta, Magnoliopsida, Gentianales, Rubiaceae. The record is from the annotation of a GenBank genome assembly.